GAGGUUGAGGUGUUGGCUAAGUUACGUCACCCAAACUUAUUGCUGUUCAUGGGAUAUUGCGUCGAGCCGCCGUUGAUUUGCACGGAGUUUAUGCGACGUGGAUCGUUGCACACAAUUUUAAAGUCAGGAAACGUGUUAGAACCGGCGAGGAACCAUGCGGUCGCCAUCGCAGUCGCGCGUGGGAUGUCGUACUUGCAUUCGCGAUCUCCACCAAUACUACAUUUGGAUCUGAAGAGUCCGAAUAUUUUGGUGGACGAGAAGUGGCGCGUGAAAAUCGCUGACUUUGGCCUCGCGCGCAUGCGCCAAACGACACAAGUCAGCGCGAAGAGCGAGUUUCACGGCACGCCAGAGUGGAUGGCCCCAGAGAUGCUGCGUGCUGAAGACUUCGACGAACGUGCGGACUCGUACUCGUUCGGCGUCGUUUUGUGGGAACUUCUCACGGCGCGAAAACCGUGGAUGGAUUUACACCCGAUGCAAAUCGUCGCCGUCGUCGGUUACUCCGAACGCAAGCUCGAACUUCCACCCGAGGGCGUACCCGCCGCCGAUCACGACUUCACCAUCCUCCUCUCUGAUCUCUUCCGCGCGUGUGCUCAAAAAGAUCCG
Molecule: messenger RNA, 603 nt
Organism: Ostreococcus lucimarinus CCE9901
Lineage: Eukaryota; Viridiplantae; Chlorophyta; Mamiellophyceae; Mamiellales; Bathycoccaceae
Exons: 1
Biological process (GO): protein phosphorylation
Molecular function (GO): protein kinase activity; ATP binding
Source: RefSeq, a predicted model, not a curated record